This is a messenger RNA of Myotis davidii, 4243 nucleotides long. It is a transcript of the gene USP42, whose product is annotated as ubiquitin specific peptidase 42. The record is from RefSeq and is a predicted model, not a curated record. Lineage: Eukaryota; Metazoa; Chordata; Mammalia; Chiroptera; Vespertilionidae. Gene Ontology annotation, molecular function: cysteine-type endopeptidase activity; cysteine-type deubiquitinase activity. Gene Ontology annotation, biological process: regulation of apoptotic process; protein deubiquitination. Gene Ontology annotation, cellular component: nucleus; cytosol.
AAGGUCGCCUGAGGGGAGGAGGUCGGAUCGCAGCCCCUGGGCAGGUGUGACUGGGCGAUAAGGGUGAGGCCUGUGAGAGGGCGGGAGAGGGCCCCAGGUUAGGGAGGUGAGUGCCACGUCCCUAACGCAAGCAGGGACCCACAGGGAGGAGCAAGGUGGUGGCGGACGAGAUGCGAGGAUGCAUCGCCGCGUCCUCCGCGGGGCUCGCGCUGGAGACCCAUCAGUAGGAGGGACCUGGCGCUGGUUUCGUUGCCCCAAAGCCCGCGGGAUGCUCGGACCCGAGAGGAACCCGUGCUGGUAAGGGCCCGGCCUUGCUGCGGACUCAGAGCUGAACAAUGACCAUAGUUGACAAAGCGUCUGAAUCUUCGGGCCCUUCAACCUAUCAGAACCAGCCUGGCAGCUCCGAGGCAGUCUCACCUGGAGACAUGGAUGCAGGGUCUGCCGGCUGGGGUGCUGUGUCUUCCUUAAAUGAGGUUUCAAAUCACACGCUUUCUUUAGGACCAGUGCCUGGUGCUGUAGUGUAUUCAAGUUCAUCUGUACCUGAUAAGUCAAAACCAUCACCACAGAAGGAUCAAGCCCUAGGCGAUGGCAUUGCUCCUCCGCAAAAAGUUCUUUUCCCAUCUGAGAAGAUUUGUCUUAAGUGGCAGCAAACUCAUAGAGUUGGAGCUGGGCUCCAGAAUUUGGGCAAUACCUGCUUUGCCAAUGCAGCAUUGCAGUGCUUAACAUACACGCCACCUCUUGCCAAUUACAUGCUAUCGCACGAACACUCCAAGACAUGUCAUGCAGAAGGAUUUUGUAUGAUGUGUACAAUGCAAGCACAUAUCACCCAGGCACUCAGUAAUCCUGGGGAUGUUAUUAAACCAAUGUUUGUCAUUAAUGAGAUGCGGCGUAUAGCUAGGCACUUCCGUUUUGGAAACCAAGAAGAUGCCCAUGAAUUCCUUCAAUACACUGUUGAUGCUAUGCAAAAGGCGUGCUUGAAUGGCAGCAAUAAAUUAGACAGACACACCCAGGCUACCACACUCGUUUGUCAGAUAUUUGGAGGAUACCUGAGAUCUAGAGUCAAAUGUUUAAAUUGCAAAGGCGUUUCAGAUACUUUUGACCCGUAUCUCGAUAUAACACUGGAGAUCAAGGCUGCUCAGAGUGUGAACAAGGCGCUGGAGCAGUUUGUGAAGCCCGAGCAGCUGGACGGCGAGAACUCGUACAAGUGCAGCAAAUGUAAAAAGAUGGUUCCAGCUUCGAAGAGAUUCACCAUACACAGAUCCUCCAAUGUUCUCACACUUUCUCUGAAACGCUUUGCCAAUUUUACUGGCGGGAAAAUUGCUAAGGAUGUAAAAUAUCCGGAAUAUCUUGAUAUUCGACCAUACAUGUCUCAACCAAACGGAGAACCGAUUAUUUAUGUUUUAUAUGCAGUGCUGGUACACACGGGUUUUAACUGCCACGCCGGCCAUUACUUCUGCUACAUAAAGGCUAGCAAUGGUCUCUGGUAUCAGAUGAAUGACUCCAUCGUAUCUACCAGUGAUAUCAGAUCGGUACUCAGUCAACAAGCGUAUGUUCUCUUUUAUAUCAGGUCCCAUGAUGUGAAAAAUGGAGGUGAACUUACUCAUUCCGCCCACAGCCCCGGCCAGUCCUCUCCCAGACCUGUAAUCAGUCAGCGUGUCGUCAAUAACAAACAGGCCACGUCAGGGUUCAUCGGACCACAGCUUCCUUCUCACAUGAUUAAGAACCCACCCCACUUGAAUGGGACCGGACCUUUGAAAGAAACGCCCAGCAGCUCCGUGUCGAGUCCUAAUGGAAAUGCCAGCGUCAGCAGAGCUGGUGCUGUUAACGCUUCAACUUCUGUUCAGAACUGGUCAGUUAACAGGGCCUCAGUGAUCCCGGAACAUCCCAAGAAACAAAAAAUCACCAUCAGUAUUCACAACAAGUUACCUGUUCGCCCAGGUCAGUCUCAGCCUCACCUUCACAACAAUUGUUUGGAGAACCCUACCAAGCCCGUUCCCUCUUCUACCAUUACCACUUCUUCUGCAAUACAGUCUACCUCGAGUGCCCCCACCACGCCAGCUCCCAGUAAAGUCACAAAGCCGGCGGCCCCGAGUGAGUCCUGCUCCAAGCCAGUGAUGAACGGCAACUCCAAGCUGAGCUCCAGCGUCCUGGUCCCCUACGGUGCCGAAGCCAAGGGCCUGGGCAGGGAGAACGGUCUGGGCACGGCCGAGAGCUUGAACUCUUCUGCUCUGGACGCUGAGGCUGACGAGGCCGCUCAGCACGAGCGUCGAGAGCCUGUGACUCUAAAUGGUGCUAAUGUCAGUCCGGACAGUGACCCGGAAGAGAACGGUCUGUCCUUCGAUGGUGCCAGCUGCCAAGUCCAGCCUGACCUACACUCAGAAAACCCCUUUUCUAAGGCAAAUGGUCUCCCUGGAAAGUUGAUGCCCGCUCCUUUGCCACCUCUCCCGGAAGACAAAAUCUUAGAGGCUUUCAAGCUCGGCAACAGAGGGAAAGGCUCGACGGAUGAGACAAGUGCACCUGGAACAGACGGGAGCCAGACAGAGCGUCCUGAGGCAGGACUGGAGCCCGGCAGCCCCACUCCUGACGCCCGGGAGGAACUGGAGACGGCCACGGGGCUUAGCAGCAAACUGAAGAAGGCUUCGCCGCCCCCGGACCCCGGCAUCCAAUCUCCAUCUACCAAAGAACAAGUCCCUGAGAGCAUUUCAGCAAAACCCGAGGAGUGCGUGCCCAGUGUCAACCCCCUUUGUACCGCCAACAAGAACAGCGCUGGGGACGAACACCUCUCUGAACUGUGCGACCCUGGGAAUGGGACAGGGGAGGAGAGCAGAGCAUCCCAGGAUACACCAGGGACGUCAGCAGAGAGUCCCCGGGACUCGGCAGCAGGGGACACCACGGGGAGGCUGAGCCCGAGCCCCGCGGCGUGUCCCGAGGGCGAUGGCGAGCAGGGGCCCUCCGUCCACAGCAGCCGAGACCAGCGCACGGAUGCAGAAGACGUUUCUAAAGUCUCAGACGUUUCUAAAAUCUCGGGGGCACCUACAGACGAGCCGCCCUCUUCUCAGUUGGACAAAGUCACGGAAAACCAUUCAGAAGGGGUAGGGGCUCCCGAGCAGAGCCCCGCGGAGCCACGUGAAGACAGCAAGGCUGGGCAGAAAGGCCAGGCCCGGUCUCCGGGGAAGGAGAAGAUCAGCAGCCUCCGCAAGGUUGACCGAGGACACUACCGCACCCGGAGGGACCGCUCGUCCAGCGGGGAGCACGCGCGGGACAGCAGGAGCCAGACCGAGGACCGGUCCGACCACGACUGGAGCAGGUACCACCACUCGGAGAGCGAGCACUCCUGGGGCCGGGAGAAGUACUACCUGGACAGAGCGAGGUGGGACAAAUGCAGGUAUUACCACGACAGGUAUGCCCCGUACACGGCCAGGGAGGCGUGGGAGUGGAGGCCUUUGCACGGGGACCGAGACUAUGACCGUGGGGGUCAGUACGGCGGCCGGCCCUACAAGGACUAUAGAAGCAGGAAGGGCUACGAGCCGGGUGCCAAAGAGAGGGAACGGCACCACUUGAGCGGCCCCCGGGCGGGCCCCCCCCACGCCCUGCCGCCCCACCCUGAGAAGUCCGCCGAGAAGAUUGCACUUGCACCUGAAGGCAGCAGCUGUCAUCUCGCUGAUCGCUUUCACGACCACGAAAAUGUGAAGUCACACAAACGGAGGUACAAUAGUAUAGAACAUGGUGACACCCACGUAGAAAAGAAAGCCUGGAGAAGCGUACAGAGGGACCCUUUAGAAGAACCUAAAGUGAAGAAGCACAAAAAGUCAAAGAAGAAAAAGAAAUCCAAAGACAAACACCGAGAGCGAGACUCCAGGCAUCAGCAGGACUCGGAUCUCUCGGCAGCAUGCUCGGAUGCUGACCUCCACAGACACAGGAAGAAGAAGAAGAAAAAGAAGAGACACUCAAGGAAAUCGGAGGACUGUGGGCGAGACUCAGGACUGCACUUAGCUAAGGCCGCCAGCUCUGAGGCUCUUGACCGCUUCCGGAGAGCCGACGGCAGCCCCCCCCUCACCGACGGCCUGCCUCUGGAAGGCGCUGGACCUUUCCGCGAGAAAACAAAACAUUUAAGGAUGGACAGCAGAGAUGACAGGGGUCAUCUGUCUGAGUGUGGCCAGGGUAAGAGGAGAUACUUGCACUUAAGAAUGUAGGAGCUGGUCUUUUUAGAAAAGGGGAUUGACACCUAGGAGGAAGGCCCAAU